CCUUGUCUGCGCGUGCUUCACGUCAUCAUAAGCGUGUGAAGAAUCAAAUUCUUGAUUGCAUCUCAAGCUCAGCAGAAGCUACCACGUAGUAAAAAUUUUCAUGAAAAAAAAGAAAAAAAGAAGGAAAAAUUGGAGACAAGGAAAAUCCCUCACUCAUCAAUCAUUGUGUCCCAAAACAACAAAGCCAACAGCCGGUCCCAUCACCAUACCCAAAAAAAAAGCAGGAUAUAAUCUCCCACAACUUACAAAACCCAAGCCAGACCAAGCCAAUAGAGAAAUUAACUCAUAGCGGAGAAGGCAAACAAAAAAAAAAAAUGAGAAACCCUGCAACAGCAACAGCAACAAGAAACAACAACGGACGCCAGAAGAAGGGGCCAUGGACGCCAGAAGAGGAUGAGUUAUUGGCCACUUGCAUCAAGAAGGAAGGUGAAGGACGGUGGCGGACUCUGCCGAAGCGGGCGGGGCUUCUGCGUUGCGGUAAAAGCUGUCGCCUCCGGUGGAUGAACUACCUCCGACCCUCCGUGAAACGAGGUCAGAUUGCCCCUGACGAGGAAGAUCUCAUACUUCGCCUUCACCGCCUUCUAGGCAAUCGAUGGUCACUCAUAGCUGGAAGAAUCCCAGGGCGUACAGACAAUGAGAUUAAGAACUACUGGAACACUCACCUGAGUAAGAAGUUGAUCAGACAAGGAAUAGAUCCAAGAACCCACAAGCCUUUAAACCCUCAACACUCAACAGCCCAUCUCAAAGCUUCUUCUAAUUCCUCCAAGGCAAAUCUUGGAGCUUCAGCUGCUACACUUCCUAACCCUAAUAUUAAUCCUGCUUCUUCCAGCGCUCAAAUCAUGGCUGCUGAUAAAGAAAAUGAGCAUUUCCAGAAUCACUAUCAAACUUAUGACACAGCAAUAGCCCAUGGAUUCACCAGUGAUCUGCUUAAUUGCGAUGCUUCUCGAAUAGAAAUGAGAAGCAGCAGCAACCAAAACCAAGGAAGCAAUGAGGACUGCACUGAUGAUGCCUUCUCUUCCUUUCUAAAUUCAUUGAUAAAUGAAGAUGCUUUCACCAACCAGAAUCAAAUGCAACAGCAGACCAAUGGAAUUGAGCAAGUUGAUGGAACAACUUUCAGCCUAGGCCAAGGCUGGGAAUCUCCCAUCAUGUCUUCUAAUUAUUUCAACCAAAAUGACCCCAAGAGGAUUAAUGAUCAUCUCAUCUAGCUCUUCUGAAGCGUCAGCUUGCACUAUGAAAUUACAGCUGCAGAUUAGCUUAAAAUAUAUGGUGUUCUCUUCUAGGGUGGGCAUGGUUAUUAUUUUAUGUACGUUAAUUGUCUGAAAUUGUUCCAAUUAAUUCGUCGUCCAAUAUAUUGUUUUCAUUUUGUUGUGUUUGCAGAUAUAUAUAUAUAUAUAUAUAUAUAUAUAUUAUAUGUACCAUUGUAAACAAAGAUGUAAGGGGAACAAUGUCAUUGAGUCCGAAUGUAUUGUUCCACUGAUUAUUGAUAUCCUAUGGCAGUGUUUCCAUCAAUUAUCUAUAACCAUCUUGCAUUAGGUUUGAUUAAUUCACACUGUGUCUGAUUUUUUUAAGCUUAUCUUUCGAAGUUAUUUGGGCUCUUUUACGAAGGCUCUCGGAUGAAGUUAUA
Messenger RNA from Durio zibethinus, 1624 nucleotides. RefSeq lists its product as uncharacterized. NCBI's taxonomy places the organism in Eukaryota, Viridiplantae, Streptophyta, Magnoliopsida, Malvales, Malvaceae. The record is from RefSeq and is a predicted model, not a curated record.